AUGUAUCCAGAAGACCAGGAGAUCAGGAGGGCUGAUCUGGUUCGACAAUGGGUAGCUGAAGGCAUUGUUAGUACUUCUCAUGGAUCAGAUUUGGAGAAUGUUGCAAAGAGUUAUUUCAAUGAACUUAUCAAUAGAAGUCUGAUUCAGCCUGGAGAAACCAUAUGCUAUGAGGAGGUGGUGUCUUGCAGAGUACACGACAUGAUGCUUGAUUUGAUUCUGAGCAAGUGUGUGGAAGAGAAUUUUAUCAGUGUGGCAUAUAAUUGUGAAGACGUGGCAAGAAUGCAUGGUUGUGAGUACAAGGUUCGUCGAUUGUCCUUGACAUCAAGCGCCAGUAGUGCAACAUCUGGUAUCGUCGAUACUAGACUGUCACAAGUGCGCUCAUUUCCACAGUUUGGAGAUCCCAAGUACCCAAUCCCUCUUUUGCUAUUUAAGUACCUUCGGGUGCUACUGCUUCAGUUCUCAAGUCAAGAAACACCAUACGAUAAGGUUAUGAAAGUGGAUCUCACUCCUAUUGGUAGAUUAUUUCAAUUAAGGUAUCUGAAGGUAACAGCGUUGGGUUGCCGCAUAGAUCUCCCAACUGAAAUUCGAGAGCUUGUUUAUUUGGAGACGCUCGCAAUACAUGGUCCCUCACGACUAGCCAUUCCGUCAGAUAUAGUUUCCUUGCCACGCUUAUCAUGCAUGAUUCUUCCAGGCGGCACAGGACUGCCCCACGGGAUCGAGAACAUGAAAUCAUUGUGCAUUGUGCAUUGCCUUAAUCUAGGGUGGAGCUCGCUAAACGAUAUUAAGGGUCUUGGUGAGCUGGCCAAUCUAAAGGAGUUGAGGCUCUCCAGGAGUCAUAGUUAUAAGUGGGGUGACAAUGUGGUGGCACAGGUUGAUGCUUUGGUCUCCUCAAUUAGAAAGCUUCAUGAGCUCAGAUUCCUCACCUGCGAUUUCAUGACUCCUAAAUACGAUGACGAUCAACUGUACUCAUUAUCCAACCCUCCUCUCUAUAUGGAGCAGCUUCAUCUACCAAAAUGGCUGCUGAAGGGAGUUCCUAAAUGGAUUGGUAACCUGUGUUGCCUCCGUGGCCUCUCCCUACGUGUUGAGCACUUGUCGACUGAUGAGGUUCAUGCUGUUGGAAAGCUGCCCUCCCUCGUUUGGCUCAGUCUCAAUGUGUUGUGUAUUCCUAAGAACAUCUCCAGCAGCAGCGCUAUAUCUGCGCGCUGUAAAACGCUGAACCAGCGCGCCGUAUCCGCAUGCAGCGCGCGGAGCCCGCGAGCACUUCGCCGGAAGCUCCAAAACGGCGCUGGACAAUGCAGCGCGCAUGCAGCACUUCAGCAGGCGCUGCAUAGUACCGCGCGCUCGACCAGCGCAAACAACAAUCCAACAUAUGCAUACAUUCUACUAGAUCAAACAAACAUGAAAUAA
Messenger RNA from Lolium perenne, 1407 nucleotides. Its product is annotated as disease resistance protein RGA5. Lineage: Eukaryota; Viridiplantae; Streptophyta; Magnoliopsida; Poales; Poaceae. The record is from RefSeq and is a predicted model, not a curated record. Gene Ontology annotation, biological process: defense response to other organism.